Molecule: messenger RNA, 1842 nt
Organism: Peromyscus eremicus (cactus mouse)
Lineage: Eukaryota; Metazoa; Chordata; Mammalia; Rodentia; Cricetidae
Product: nuclear exosome regulator NRDE2-like
Exons: 8
Biological process (GO): negative regulation of RNA catabolic process; regulatory ncRNA-mediated post-transcriptional gene silencing
Cellular component (GO): catalytic step 2 spliceosome
Molecular function (GO): protein binding
Source: RefSeq, a predicted model, not a curated record
UUCUCCACCCGCGGGUCUCCGCCCAGCCUUGCCUAGGGGUUAAGUCCCAGCGGAGUGCCGGAAAAACCACAUUUCCCAGAGUGCACCGCGAGACGGAGUCCUCCAACCAGAGCUCUCCAGACGGCGCCAUUUCUGUGGAGGGAGUGGUGGUGCGGCCUGUGAACAUGGCGCUGUUCCCGGCCUUUGCGGACAUAAGUGAGGCCUCCGGUGGUGGGACAUCCAGGAAAGAAUUAGACUGGCUGAGCAACCCAAGCUUUUGUGUUGGAAACCUAACGUCUCUGAGCCAACAAACUGAAGAGGUCACAGCCCUUGCUUCUGAAGGGUCACCACUGACAAGGAGUCCUCUGAAGUCAGAGCUCUCAGAUGGGAGUGACCCUAGCAAGACACUCACACAGAUAAGCCGGAAAAAGAAGAAAGAGAAAAAGAAAAAAAGAAAACAUCAGCACCGCAAGAAAGCUAAGAGGAGACAUGAGCAAUCGAGCAGCGGUGGGUCUGAGUCGGACACAGAUUCUGGGAAGCACAGGUCUUCCAGGAGCCUCAAGGACAGUCAGAAGGAAUCUGAGAAACCCAGUCAAGGAAGUAAUGCUGUUGCUGCUGCUGCUGCUGCUGCUGGACACCACUCCAUUUGGCUGGAAGACAUUCAGACUCUGACAGAAGUCUUCAGGACAGAUAAGAAACCAGAUCCUGCCAACUGGGAGUAUAAAUCUCUCUACCGAGGGGAUAUAGCAAGGUACAAGAGGAAAGGAGACUCCUGCCUGGGCAUUAAUCCUAAGAAACAGUGCAUAUCUUGGGAAGGGGCUUCUGCAGCUAAGAAGCAUUCACAUAAGCCCCUGGAACGCUAUUUUACCAAGAAGAGUGUGGGAUUAAUGCGCACUGAGGGGAUUGCUGUGUGUAGUAACACUGAGUCCCCUUCCUCUGAGCCAGUCACAUUUAUCCCCGUGAAGGACUCCGCUGAUGUGGCUACCCCUGUUGCAACAUGGCUGAAUCCUCUGGGGAUUUAUGAUCAGUCCACUACACAGUGGUUACAAGGACAGGGUCCACCAGAGCAAGAAUCAAAGCAGCCAGCCUCACAGCAGGACAGGGAGAGUGCUAUUCUCAAGGCCAAAGUGGAGGAGUUUAACAGGAAGGUGCGGGAGAAUCCUCGGGAUACUCAGCUGUGGAUGGCUUUUGUAGCUUUCCAGGACGAGGUCAUGAGGGGCCCUGGCCUGUAUGCCCUUGAGGAAGGAGAGCAGGAGAAGCACCGGAAGUCCCUGAAGCUCCUCCUGGAGAAGAAGCUGGCCGUGCUGGAGCGGGCCAUUGAGAGCAACCCGAGCAGCGUGGACCUGAAGCUUGCCAAGCUGCAGCUGUGCGCGGAGUUCUGGGAGCCCAGUGCGCUGGCCAAGGAGUGGCAGAAGCUCCUCUUUCUGCACCCCAACAACACGGGCCUGUGGCAGCGCUACCUCUCCUUUUGCCAGAGUCAGUUUGGCACCUUUUCUGUGUCCAAACUCCACAGUCUGUACGGCAAGUGCUUGAGUACCUUGUCUGCUGUUAAGGACGGUAGCAUCUUAUCCCACCCUGUGCUGCCAGGCACGGAGGAGGCCAUGUUUGCCCUCUUCCUUCAGCAGUGCCACUUUCUACGGCAGGCCGGCCACGCAGAGAAGGUCAUCUCUUUGUUCCAGGCCAUGGUUGACUUCACCUUCUUCAAGCCUGACAGUGUGAAAGAGCUGCCCACCAAAGUACAGGUGGAGUUCUUUGAACCCUUCUGGGACAGUGGAGAGCCCCGUGUUGGGGAGAAGGGAGCCCGAGGCUGGCGGGCAUGGAUGCAUCAGCAGGAGCGUGGCGGCUGGGUGCUUGUCAACCCAG